Molecule: messenger RNA, 213 nt
Organism: [Torrubiella] hemipterigena
Lineage: Eukaryota; Fungi; Ascomycota; Sordariomycetes; Hypocreales; Clavicipitaceae
Source: the annotation of a GenBank genome assembly
AUGCCUGACACAGAGAACAAACCGGAUAAGCGCGUUGCCGCUCAGCAAGCCGUUGAUGUGCUUCACGAGAUUUCAACCAUAUUAAAUUGUGACCUCGACCGCCGCACGCUCUCAAUAUGUAUCUCAUUAGUUGAGAGAGGGGUGAACCCGGAAGCCUUGGCUAGAGUUGUUAAGCAACUUCGUCAGGAGGCCCAAGAUGCGGAGCAGGCAUAG